This is a messenger RNA of Chelonia mydas (Green sea turtle), 349 nucleotides long. The record is from the annotation of a RefSeq genome assembly. NCBI's taxonomy places the organism in Eukaryota, Metazoa, Chordata, Testudines, Cheloniidae.
AUGAACGUAACAAUAUCCAUCAUCACAAUAGCCCUUAUCCUAUCCAUACUCCUAAUAAUACUAAACUACUGAUUAACACUAAUAAAGCCAGACAACGAAAAAUUAUCCCCAUAUGAAUGUGGAUUCGACCCAUUAGAAUCAGCUCGCCUACCAUUCUCAAUCCGAUUCUUCCUCGUAGCAAUUUUAUUCCUACUAUUCGACCUAGAAAUCGCACUACUCCUACCCCUACCAUGAGCCAUCCAACUCCCAUCCCCAACUCUCACCUUCACCUGAACCUUUAUUAUUUUACUACUCCUAACACUAGGCCUUAUCUACGAAUGAAUCCAAGGAGGCCUAGAAUGAGCAGAAU